AUGCUAAUGGAACAAGUGGCUAAAACCUUCGGUCUCCCAACCGCAACCGCAGACGAGGUGGUGUUCUUCCAGUCCUCCACUGGGCGCAAUAUCGGAGCCGGUCUUUUCAUCUACAUAAUGACUUACCUACGAGAGCACCGGCUGUUGGGAAUUUUCUUCCUGUGUUGGUCGACGGCCGGCAUGGCGGACACCAAGCUCCUGAUGGAGCACCCACGCGGAGAGCUAGUUGGGAUGCAUAUUCGCAACACCUGCGCGUUGUUGGUUUUGGGUCCUCUGUUGAUCCAAAGUGCAAGCCAAUAG
This is a messenger RNA of Penicillium hordei, 300 nucleotides long. Its product is annotated as DUF4267 domain-containing protein. NCBI's taxonomy places the organism in Eukaryota, Fungi, Ascomycota, Eurotiomycetes, Eurotiales, Aspergillaceae. The transcript has a single exon. The coding region runs from base 1 to 300 and encodes 99 amino acids. The record is from RefSeq and is a predicted model, not a curated record.